CGACGACGACAGACUCGCGUCCGCCACAGUGGUGUCGGUCCUGUCGUCAUUCGUGCCGAGCCCAUCGCCCGUGGUGUUGCCUGCGCUCCAUCGCUCAUUGUGCUAUGCACGACCUCGUGUUGAUCUAUAUUAUUCUGUGCUCUCAUGCACUGGGUGCCGUGCUACCACCAUUCCCUCCAAUGUUCCUGGGGCUCGUUAUCGGAUUCACUCUGGUAGCAUUUCACGGACAAUCCGUCGUUUGCGGGAGUGCAUACGAUGCUCAUCAGCGAGUUGAACGGCUUCGAUAUUCCCCCACGGUCAUC
This is a messenger RNA of Mycena citricolor, 302 nucleotides long. Lineage: Eukaryota; Fungi; Basidiomycota; Agaricomycetes; Agaricales; Mycenaceae. The record is from the annotation of a GenBank genome assembly.